CAACUUGUCGGAAGUGACUGUAGAAAUCAUGGAAAUAAGAUCGUUCCUCCGUGUUCGACCUGUCAGGCGUCGUUCUGGAUGUUUAGAGUUGCCCUUAAAAGAUUUCAGAACAUAUGGAAAUCGUACAGACACAGAUUUGUGCCUUGGGUUGCACUGAACCUGUCUAAAAAUGAGAAAACUCUGCGGCAGGUGACGGAGGGCUCCAAAGACAAACUGGUCCCAGAUGAGGAGGUAUCGCAGAGCCUGCUAAAGCUCUUCAGAGUCCUGCUCAGGAGUCAUGGGGCUAAUCACGCAGAGCCCCGAGCACCCCAAACUCACUUUCCCAGACAGGUAACAGAUGAAGAAGUGCAGUAUGGAGGAAAUCCAGGUUGUGGACAUGAUGCCAUGUUUCAUUCUCUGGGAUUCUGCAUUGACCGGAAGACUAGCACUUUGCCCUUUGCCGGAACUGGAGUGUUUGUCACCAAGGGAUUUGUACCCAAAGGAGCUACAGUUGCCAUGUACCCUGGCACAGUCUAUCAAGUCUAUGAGCCUAUUCUCCUCCAGUCCAUCAGAAACCCUUUUGUAUUCAGGUGUAUUGAUGGUGUCUUGAUUGAUGGAAAUGACAAAGGCAUCUCCAAAAUGGUGUUCAAGUCAUGCAGUGGCAGGGACAGAAUAGGGCCCUUCAUGAUGAGUGACACCAGCUGGCUGACAGCCACUCCACAAAACCCACUUGCUGUGGGUCAGUAUGUGAACAACUGCUCUAACGAGUGGCCUGCUAACGUGUGCUACCAGGAGUAUGACGUGCCAGACAAGUUUCCCAUUGAGCUCCACCAGUAUCUCCCUAAUGUGAAGUACAGCCAGGUCAUACAGAGGCCUUUGCGCUGUGUUGUCCUCGUAUCACUCAGAGACAUUACAGCAGGGGAGGAACUGUUCUCCAACUACUACACCAUUGUGCAUUAGAAUCAAAAUACACUGUUCAGCUUUGGUGUCGGAACUGAGGGAAAAUUAACAUUGUCAUCAUUGUUUGUAUUCAAUGGCAAAAUGACUCAUUUUCAAAAACAUCCUCUUUGUACACACAGCAAUACUCCAUUAAGGAAUAAAGGCAAAGCCUGUCUUG
Messenger RNA from Xiphias gladius (swordfish), 1096 nucleotides. It is a transcript of the gene setd9, whose product is annotated as SET domain containing 9. Gene Ontology annotation, molecular function: protein binding. The record is from RefSeq and is a predicted model, not a curated record. Bases 79 to 939 code for a protein of 286 amino acids. The transcript has a single exon. Lineage: Eukaryota; Metazoa; Chordata; Actinopteri; Istiophoriformes; Xiphiidae.